UUGUGGCCAGUAGAUUAGAGUAGCGUGUAGAAGAGUCGGCAAGAUAUGUCUUUAGCCUUUGGUAAUGCUGUUUGUGUGUAUUAUGUAGUGUCGCUUUGAGACAAGCCAGUCGAAACAAAGACCUUCCAAUCGGGUUGAAAUCCUGUUACACGUACGUUGAUGUACCAAAGUACGUGAUUCAAGUCAACGGCAUCUCGAGUCGUAUCUGUCUCUAGGACGUUGACCCCGUCGAAGGUUAUUGGAAGUUUCAUUCAUUGAAACUGCGAUAGAAUCGUCUGCAAAAGAACCACUUGAAACAUGCCCCGUCAGGAGGCAGAACUUGCCACGAUACGAAGCAAGGUUGCAAGAAGACGCCGCGAGCGCAGACACACUGACAGUGACGAAGAAAGCUCCGAAGGAUCAGCAGAUUCCGAAAACGCUCUCCGAAAUCAGCGAAACAAGAAAAAAAGACGAAAGCCACGACUUACAGGACUAAGUAAGCAACGGCAAGCUGCAAACGCCAGAGAAAGAAACAGAACACACAGUGUGAACGCUGCAUUCAGUGCGUUAAGAUUACUAAUCCCCACAGAACCAUCUGACAGGAAACUAUCUAAGAUAGAGACUUUAAGGCUUGCUUCUAGUUAUAUAGCACAUCUUGGGACCAUCUUAAUAAGUGGAACACAGUGCCCUAACGUACCUACAUCUAUGGACGCCGGUUGUAGUAUUUCACCAAAUGCAUCGAGGAGAGUUUGUACGUUUUGCUUGAGUUUGUUAAAAGUGCGUUACUCAUGAAAAUUACUCUCCUUGGCCUCAGCGAAAGGACUCGAUAGUAAAAUUGAAUCACAUUCUAUCGGAUGUCACAGACAGUCAUAGAACGAGUAUCAUCUCCGCCGGAGUUGAAGAUCUCACACUUUGAAAUAUUCGAACCAAGUUCCAUACAUCCGUUAAUCGUUGCAAAAUUGCUCCUCAAAAGGAAAAGCCCAAUAUUAUAAUUGGUUUUUUUUUAAAUUAUAUUUUUCUUAGUUUUUUUUAAAAACUUUUGCGAAGUUCAAAGGAAGAGUAAGUAAUGAUCCCGUGGUGCACAGAAUUGCCGAGCUGAAUUUGUGAUCGUGACUAGUACUUUGUAUCUCACGUUACCAUCUUCGUUCCCAUAAUCCUUUGCGCUGUGACCGUCGUUACCAGUCUUUCUUCAACCUUCGGAAAGGCAAAUAUCUGUCAUUCGUGUAAGGUAAUGUUAGUACUUCUUGUUAUAUAUUUUACUCACUAUUUCGCGUCUUGUUGGCCAAAAGCUCUCAGCCAAUCUCAUGCAGUAGCGUGUAACCUCGACAAGGGCUGUAACGCUAUAACGGCAUGUUGUGUUGAUAAAAUCCCGAAUUUUUUAAAAUAGAGGAUUAGGGGAGGAAGGUGGUUUCCCCUCCGCGGUGACUGUUCUAGGUACUAGAUAAGAUAUCUYGCUGCAUUUACGAUUCCUGGGACACUUGAAAGAACACUUGAGCUCAGGCACUUGGUUGCUAUGACGUCGAGAAUAGUAAAACUGAUUAUGUUGUCCCAUUCAUUCCCAAUAGGCCGUCUAGAUUCCAAAGCCGUCAAUAGACCUUUUUACCGAUACGGCGGCCAUUUUGAAUUCUAUUGUUUACAUCAAGACAUUAUGCGAUGGGACAACUAUUGAAAAAAUUAUAUAUAGGCUGCACAGCUGGCAGGGUGUCUUUUCAUACGACUUUACGCUUUUCAAUGAGAAGCACAUCUCAAAUGAAUUGAAUUUGCUGAUAGUUGGAAAAAUAUGCAGAACUCCAAGACUUCAAAUAAUUUGAGAACGUAACCCCGCCACUCUAUGCUGUAUCAAUGUUCUACUUGUUUGCUCCCUCGGCAUCCCAUGAUUCAAGAUGGCCGCCGUAUCAGUAAAAAGGUCUAUUGAGAAGCCUUAUAGCUGAGGAAUAACACUUUUCAAGAAAGUGCUUUGAACCCGAACUGAACCAAAGUCUGCCAUAGUACCUGUGAAAUAUUGAAAUAUUGUCAUUCAUUAGCCAUUCGAAGAAGGUUGAGGGAAAAUCUUGGUCGAAUUCGCAUUGCUGUGCAUAUUUUGACUGUUUUGAGGGGACAUAUUUCCAAGAUGGCGUCUAUUUCGUUCCCUAAAACAGUCCCAAAAUGCACUGCAAUGCCAACUCGACCCAGUUCUUCCCUCAACCUCGGAAUGGCUAAAAGGUUUAAAAUAGCUCGAUUCGCAAAAUACCUUUUCAGCUUGGGCUUAAUGUUUUCCCACUUCAUGUCAUUCCCUUAGCAGAGUAACCUUUCUUUGUUUAACGGCAGCGCACGAGCAGAGACGUGAAUGUCGACACAUCUCAAACAAAGAAUCUUUUCAUCAAUAGAAUAAUUAGUCUGAAAUGGGAAAAAUUAAGUCCACAAAAAAAUGGUUUAUUCUGCACAGCCGCAUAAAUGGACAUCGACGCUUUUUUUAAUGUUAUUCUCUUCAUGGCUGAUCCUUAUCUGGCGGACCUUUUACCGCACAGGCAGAAAAAAACUUCACCCCCUAAAUCUUUGUUUGAGUUGCAUUUGUUUUAUAUCUUUUUGCUCAUCGCUGGUUAAGAAGGAAAUAAUACUAAAUACUUGCUUAUGAGAAUGACAUACAGAAUUGAACAGAAACAUUAACCUCAAAGUGAAAGAAAACUUGAGUCGUUCUUA
Molecule: messenger RNA, 2658 nt
Organism: Actinia tenebrosa (Australian red waratah sea anemone)
Lineage: Eukaryota; Metazoa; Cnidaria; Anthozoa; Actiniaria; Actiniidae
Product: transcription factor 15
Biological process (GO): developmental process; regulation of transcription by RNA polymerase II
Molecular function (GO): RNA polymerase II transcription regulatory region sequence-specific DNA binding; DNA-binding transcription factor activity, RNA polymerase II-specific; protein dimerization activity
Source: RefSeq, a predicted model, not a curated record